Messenger RNA from Schistosoma margrebowiei, 2745 nucleotides. Lineage: Eukaryota; Metazoa; Platyhelminthes; Trematoda; Strigeidida; Schistosomatidae. The record is from the annotation of a GenBank genome assembly.
GAUAACCUCAAAAUUUUUCAGUCCACAAAAACACCAAUUUCGCGCUUCAUUCGAAAGUGUAGGGAAGCAUAAAAAAUAUGACCGUAGAAUCUUAUAAAAUGAAAGAUGUUUUGCUGCUUCAAAUGACUUCAAAGUAUGAAGACCCACGCUUAUGGAUAGACAACUACCUAGCAAACCCAUCAGUUUCUGAAACGGAAGUUAAUCACCUGAGAUCUGUUAUGCAAAGAGAUCAAGCACUCAAGAAGGCAGAUAGCGAGAGAAUCUAUGACUUAGUUGGAUCAUUUCCUUCUAAACUACAACCUGAAAUUCUACUCAGUAAUAUGAACCAAUUGCGUAAUAAAAUUCCAGCAGUUCCUGGUAGUGGCUUUGUUUCAACUUACGCCACAAUUAUCCAAUCUAAUGAUAUAAAUUCAGUUGAAGAUGAGGAUUACAUGUCACAUUUAGAAUAUGUUUACAAACGCAGAUCAUAUGCAACAUUACAAUUACGUAGAUUUACAUCCAAAUUCUCAAAAUUAUGUCCAAUAUGUUUACAUCAAUUUAAUUCAUUAACAGAAACGUAUCAAUGUAUUAAAUGCAUUCGUAAUGUUUGCCAAAAUUGUGCAUGCAAAAUAUCAUUGUCAAAUUCGAAUAUUUUAUGUAAAGAGUGUUGGGAAAUUGCGAAAUGUAUCUGUAAAACAGGUGAUUGGUUUAAUCAUUAUACUGAAACAAAAGAAACCAGUCCGUUAAAAAUUGAUGUGAGGUUUAAACCACUUCAAAAUAAUCUACGUAAGGCAAAAAGUGAAGUGAUUUCAAAACUGAAUAAUUCAUCAAAAAAUAUUGUUAACUCACCUUCUAAACCAAGUGAUGAGAAUGAGAAGAGCUCAUUGAAUCAAAUAUUAAUGGAAGAAACUCAUCCAGUUAAAAGUAAAGAAAAAUCGAGAUCUAAGUCACCACAAACUUUAAAAAUUAAAAACUCUUGGGAAUAUUUAAAAUCUGGCUCUCAAAGUACAAUGGAUAAAAAAUUAUCUGGAUUCUUAGAACAAUCAACACUUUUUCGUUCUCAGUCGUGUGAUUAUUUGGGUAAAAUAAAUGAUUCGUCUGAAGAUCAUGAAGAGUUCAAAAAGAAAUCUGGAAGGAAAAGACGCCUAUUACGACUAAAAGGACUAUUGAAGAAGAGUAAAUCAUUCAAAUCAAAUCACUAUAAAGCUUAUAAUGAAAUGGAUGAAUCAAUUCAUGGUGAAAUUGAUGUAUCAAUGGAAUAUAAUGCUCAAUAUCAACAACUUGGAAUUAGUUUAUGGGCUGCUAAUAAUUUAGCACAUGAAAAAUAUAUAAUCGGCUUACCUCAUGCUACAAUCUCAUUGCUUCCAGAUAAUGUCAAAUAUAAUCUCAAAGUAUCUGGUAAUAAUAAAUGGGAUGGAAGAGAUGCAGUUUUUGAUCUGAGUGUUUGUUUUACAGUACAUAGAUGUGAUUUAAACAAGAAAAUUAUUGUGAUAAAGUUAUGGUCUAGAAAUGGUAUAAAAUCACAAUUCACCAUUGGCCAAACUGUUAUUCCUAUAAAAGAAUGUAAUCUUUUGUUCUCACCAUGUAGAAAAUGCUUUCAAUUGAUAAGUGAAAAUAAUUCAAUCAUUACAAAUCCUAACAUAAAUUCAGCUUACUACGGUGAAAUCAAACUUGCUUUACGUUUUGCAAUAUCUGAUUAUCAGAAAAAAGUGUUGUGUGUAACUGAUGAAGCUAUUGAUUUGAUUGGCGUAUUAAAUGUAUGGAUAAAAGAAGGAAAGAAUUUGCAUUCACAAAAAGCUGGUACAGAUAUAAGUUCUUACGUGACCGUGGAACUAACUGAUCCUGAGCACAAAACAGAAUGUCGAAGUACUGAUUCAAUUCUACGAAGUGACCAACCAGUUUGGAAUAGUUUACUUCAGUUUUCAGACAAACAUCUUAGUGAAUUAAUCGAAUCUACUAUGAAGAUAUUUAUUUGGAAUCGUUCAAGCAGCUUUAGUGAUCCAGAACUAUUAGGAAUCGUACAAAUUUCCAAUAAAGAAUCUGAAUUAAUGGAUACGAUCAAUGAUAACAACGUAAAUGCUAAUGUGUAUCAAGGCAGUACAAUAACGAAAAGUACAUCAUUGUGGGAAUCUGUAAUAUCUAAACCUGGUGACUGGAUAGAAGGUCUGCUUAAUAUUACAGCUCCUAAUAUAAAAUAACAAAUAUAAAACUUUCUUAUAGAAAUAUUUGUAUAUGAAUCUUGUAACUAAUUAAAAUUUAGUGGUUAUUUUCAAAUGUUAAUUCCUAUAAUUCUUGCAAAUUGAUGAAAACUAUUACAUAACAAUACAGUUUACAGAUUUCCGAAAUGCUAUUGAUACCAUGGAUUUAACUUUGAUUUAAAAGUCAAUUAACAGAUUUGAAACUAUUUUCUUAUUUUAAUUUUCUUAUAUUAUUUUUAUAACAGCCUAUUUGUAAAGUAUUCUCUUGUUUUGAGAAUUGGACGAUCUAGAAUAAGUAACUGUUUGAAUGGAUAUUACUUUGAAUAUUGUAAUGAAAUUAACUAUUACAAGUUAAUUAAAUAUAAUCAGAUUUCAAGGUAAAAUAAAGUGAAGAGGUUCUUUGGUAAAAUCCUUUAAACGAUUACAGGUAAUACAGUUUAAGACUUUGGUUCCUUUAGAGCUUUUGAAGGUUUCGUUGAGCCUUUUGAGAGCCAUCUCAAUAGUUUUAUGAAUAUUAAAGAAAUUGAACACGAUUAUCUACUAAUAUUUCAAAUAUAUAUUACUUUCC